Echinops telfairi (small Madagascar hedgehog) is the source of this 2571-nucleotide messenger RNA. RefSeq names its product solute carrier organic anion transporter family member 5A1 (gene SLCO5A1). The coding region runs from base 1 to 2571 and encodes 856 amino acids. NCBI's taxonomy places the organism in Eukaryota, Metazoa, Chordata, Mammalia, Afrosoricida, Tenrecidae. Gene Ontology annotation, biological process: transmembrane transport; sodium-independent organic anion transport. The record is from RefSeq and is a predicted model, not a curated record. Gene Ontology annotation, cellular component: membrane. The transcript has 9 exons. Gene Ontology annotation, molecular function: protein binding.
AUGGCCGAAGGCUCCGGGCUGCAAUUCCGGGCGGGAGAGCAGGGGGAUGCACCGGCCACGGAAGGAGCUGUCCAAGAGAAGUCCGAGCCAGAGACGUUUAGGUCCAAGAGUUUACCGGCCCUCCACAGCGCCUCCUGCCGUCCGUACAUCAGCCCCGAGAAUGCGGACACCAAAUCGGCCUUCAGCUUCACGGAUUCUUUGGGCCAGCAGGAGCUGCAGCAAGACCCCAGCCCGCUGCUUCCCAGCCCCUCUGCCCAGGCCACUUCGGCGGGGCUGGCGGGGCUCAUGGACUGUAACAACAGGGUGGACGUCUGCAAAGGCGUCUCGGGAUCCUCCACUCUGUCCACGCUCCAGGGGAGAAGAUGUCUCUACAUGAUCCUCACCGAUUCCCGUUGCUUCCUGGUUUGCAUGUGCUUUCUGACCUUCAUCCAAGCGUUGAUGGUAUCCGGGUACCUGAGCAGUGUCAUCACCACCAUUGAAAGGCGCUACAGCCUGAAGAGUUUCGAGUCGGGACUGCUGGUCAGCUGCUUUGACAUUGGGAGCCUGGUGGUGGUGGUGUUCGUCAGCUACUUUGGAGGCCGGGGUCGGCGUCCCCUGUGGCUGGCUGUAGGUGGACUUCUCAUAUCCGUCGGGGCUGUCCUUUUCGCUUUGCCACACUUCAUCUCCCCACCCUACCAGAUCCAAGAGUUGAACGCCUCCACCUCCAACGACCGCCUGUGUCAGAGUGGAAACUCCACACCCACUUCGGAGCCUCCCUCCUGCCUGAAGGAUCCGGGGAAAAACAACCACUGGAUCUAUGUGGCUUUGUUCGUUUGCGCACAGAUUCUCAUUGGAAUAGGCUCCACACCUAUUUAUACUCUGGGACCAACCUACUUAGAUGAUAAUGUCAAGAAAGAAAACGCAUCCUUGUACCUAGCCAUCAUGUAUGUCAUGGGAGCACUUGGUCCUGCAGUGGGAUAUUUACUAGGUGGACUUCUUAUUGGUUUUUAUGUUGACCCCAGCAGCCCUGUUCACGUUGACCAGAAUGACCCGCGUUUCAUUGGAAACUGGUGGAGCGGAUUCCUCCUUUGUGCCGUUGCAAUGUUUCUUGUGAUAUUCCCAAUGUUUACUUUUCCACAAAAGCUUCCGCCUCGGCAGAAGAAAAAGAAAAAGAAAAAACCCUCUGAUGGCGUGGCUAACGACGAUGACAUUCUGAAGGAGAAGUCAAGCAAUGUUGAACAAGUGGACAAAAAACUUUCCUCUAUAGGAUUUGGAAAGAAUGUCAAAGACCUACCAAGAGCAGCUGUCAGGAUCUUAAGCAACAUGACAUUCCUUUUUGUGAGUCUGUCAUACACAGCCGAGAGUGCCAUUGUAACUGCUUUCAUUACCUUCAUUCCCAAGUUCAUCGAGUCACAGUUUGGUAUCCCUGCUUCCAAUGCCAGCAUCUACACUGGUGUCAUUAUUGUCCCCAGUGCUGGUGUUGGUAUUGUCCUGGGAGGCUACAUUAUAAAAAAAUUGAAACUUGGAGCAAGAGAAUCUGCAAAACUAGCAAUGAUCUGCAGUGGUGUGUCUUUACUCUGUUUUUCCACCCUCUUUAUUGUUGGCUGUGAAAGCAUUAAUCUAGGAGGCAUAAACAUCCCUUAUACAACUGGACCUUCCCUCACCAUGCCGCAUAGGAAUCUGACCGGAAGCUGCAAUGUGAAUUGUGGUUGUAAAAUACAUGAGUACGAGCCAGUCUGUGGAUCAGAUGGAAUCACGUACUUUAACCCAUGUCUGGCUGGCUGUGCUAACAGCGGUAACCUGAGCACCGGGAUAAGGAAUUAUACGGAAUGCACCUGUGUCCAGAGCCGACAAGUGAUCACUCCACCCACAGUGGGACAGCGCGGUCAGCUCCGGGUGGUUAUUGUCAAAACCUAUCUCAAUGAAAAUGGCUAUGCCGUGUCUGGGAAGUGUAAACGGAGCUGCAGCACCCUGAUCCCGUUCUUAAUCUUUCUUUUCAUCGUCACCUUCAUCACAGCCUGUGCCCAGCCAUCAGCCAUCAUAGUUACACUCAGGUCCGUGGAAGAUGAGGAAAGGCCCUUCGCGCUGGGAAUGCAGUUUGUUUUGCUGCGAACACUUGCCUACAUCCCCACUCCGAUUUACUUCGGAGCGGUCAUCGACACCACCUGCAUGCUGUGGCAGCACGAGUGCGGCGUGCAAGGGUCCUGCUGGGAGUACAACGUGACGUCCUUGCGCUUUGUCUAUUUCGGCUUGGCGGCCGGCCUCAAGUUUGUGGGCUUCAUUUUCAUUUUUCUGGCCUGGUACUCCAUGAAAUACAAGGAGGCUGCGCUGCAGAGGCGGCGGUGGCGGGACGUCCAUCUGAGCACCGUGAGCGAGGCGGUGGGCUGCGGCCCCCCUCCCCGUGGCGGCUCGGCCCGGACGCGGUCCUGCCCGGCCUUCAGCCUCCCGGGGGACUUCCAGGAAGAGUCCGGUCUGCAAAAAGGGGUCCGGGGCCCAGCGCGGACCUUUCCCGGGCCCUUCCGCGAAGCAGCAAGCUCCUCGGGCGACCAGCGGCUGCACGAGAACCCGACGGCCAGCUCACCUCUCUCCUGA